AAAGUCGUCUUUCCGCUUCACCUCACACUCCGGUUCCCAGUUUUUUUUCCCUGUCCAGAAUCGGAUACACUCUCUCCCGGGCAUACUUGAGUGAUCACAAGGACUUCCAUCUCGUCGGAUCGCGAUUUCUCCCACGUGAUCUCCGACAAGAACUUUCUCGAAGAAGCAGGGAGAGAACGCACGGAAAUCGAAAAGGAGAAACCGGCGGCCAUGUUGUCGGCUACCUGGGUCACCUGCACGUGCCGUGCUCCCCCACCCCCCGCCUAGGACGAUCGGGGAGGGGAGGCGUGUGAUGCCGCCUUGGGCAGACACCAUGGGGAACGCUCAGCCCAGGGCCAGUCACCAUCACCAUCAUCACCAGCAACAGCAGCAGCAACAACAACAGACGCAUCAUCAUCACCAACGGCGGGGACGCCGAGAGUCCGCGGUGGACUUAGCAGCAGUCACCGAAGCCCACGGUCUAGUAUCGGACAUGCUUGCUGAUCCACAGUUGCCACCCCACAUAGUAACGGGGCUGCGUACCCUCUCCAAUCUCUUGUCUCCGACGCCCACCACCGCCUCCUCCUCUUCCUCUUGCUGUGCGCCACCCCGCCUUCAUCACCGGCGGUCGCCCCAACGGCGAAAAGGAAGUUUAAUCCUUCCGUACUUCCGGUCAGCGUCGGACAACGAGGAGCUCCCUUUCACUGGGGAGAGACCCUCGGCCUUGCCCAAGCGUCUCCGCAAGAACCUCCCUCCGAGCCUACUCCGGCGGAUGUCAACAGCCACGUGGACAACUACGACUUCUGCCACAGGUAUGCCCACCCUGGAACCGGAGCCCUUGAGAAAAAGGAGCACCAGCUUUCGAAACUUGCAGUCUCCACCCCCUACAGCAUCCCUCGAGGAACAACAACAAUAUCAAGAACAGAAAGAGCAGCAACAGUUCCAGGAACAAGAGCGCCAAUUUUCCCCCGGGCUUGAAGCUCUAAUUUCUACACUUCCGGAGCGCCAUCCAGUACCGGCCAAAGGGCAGAGAUCUUUCUCUACGACAGCUUUACCUUCGGACCAUCCUCAAAGGAGAGAUUCUCGGGAGAGGAAAACUGUAGCAUCUCUACAUCCAAUCACACCUCACGACAUGAAAUGUCUCAUGUCUUUGCACGAAGACGCCACCCGUGGAGAGAAUCGAUCCGAUGAGGAACCUCAAGCGGAGGAAGGACCCUCAGCUGGGGACCAACAAGAGCCAACAAUCAAAGAGGAAGAAGAAGAAGAAGAGGAAGAGGAAGAGGAAGAAGAAGAGGAGGAGGAGUUGCCGCCCUUGCCCUCUUUUCGUCGUUCUACAAUUAUGACGUCGGAUUACGAGAGCAGCAACGACUCGCCCCCUAGUGGUUCUGAGGAAGCUGGGGCGCGGGUACUAAGGGCGCACGUCGCCGUCCAAACGGCCGGAUGGGCUGGGAGGGGUCCAUGUGCACUCUGUGGAAGAACGACCCCUUUGACGCCUUCGCCUCUUGCCGUUGCUCCGCCCCUUACCCGAAAGGAAACAGUUGAGGAAGAUCAAGAAGAAGAGGAUGGUAAGAUAAUCAAGUUGCCAGAUGCUACUUACGAUUUGGAGAUGUUGGCGAACGAUCCACUUUUAGGUCUCAUCGAUAUUUGGGACUUUCCAGUCUUUGAUAUGGAACGACAAGCUGGCACACUUAUCCUUAGCCAAAUGUGCUACCGAGUGUUCUUGGCAACGGGCCUUUUCGAAUCUUUCCGCAUUCCACUGACUCCUUUCUUCGCUUAUUUCCAUGAACUGGAAAAGGGAUACAGAGACAAACCAUAUCACAAUCGUAUGCACGCAAGUGAUGUUCUUCAUGGUGUUUACUUCCUCAUCUCGCAGCCCAUUCCAGGAUUCUGCCAAGUGUCUUCUGACUCGACGGACUCGCCGUUGCACAGAACGCUAAGUGGUCGUGAGGCACAAGAGCGCUGGCCUUGUUCCAGACAAGGGACAGUGGACACGCAGGUGAGAUCGUUUAUAGAUGAUGAUGACGACGAUGAAGAUGAUGAUGAUGAUUUGGAGGAAGAAGAGAAGGAUGUAUAUGGAGUUAUGGGAGCCAAUUUUCCAGCCUUGGAAAUAAUGGCCCUUUAUGCCGCGGCAGCCAUGCACGAUUACGAUCACCCAGGGAGGACUAACGCUUUUCUAGUGGCCACUUUCUCACCACAGGCGGUUCUUUAUAAUGAUCGUUCAGUGCUAGAAAAUCAUCACGCUGCAGCUGCUUGGAGCUUGUUUCUAUCAGACAGUCGUUUCAACUGGUUGCAACAUCUAGAUGCAGCAGAAUUCAAGAGAUUCCGGUUUCUAGUCAUAGAGUGCAUACUGGCCACUGAUCUCAAACGCCAUUUUGACAUUCUGGCAGAAUUUAGCGCCAAAAUUACAGACGAAGAAUCUCCUGUGUUGGAUUGGAGCAUCGAAGCCGACCGUCUUUUGGUUAUGCAAAUGGCAAUUAAAUUAGCGGACAUCAAUGGUCCCUGCAAGUGCCGACAAUUGCAUGUACAGUGGACGCAUCGCAUUGCUGAAGAAUUCUACGAACAAGGAGAUGAAGAGCGGGCGUUGGGCUUACCAAUCUCACCUUUUAUGGACCGUGAUCGACCUCAGCUGGCCAAACUUCAAGAGUCUUUCAUCAAUCAUCUCGUAGCCCCACUCAGCAGAACAUACGCUGAAGCCGCCUUGCUGCCAGGAGUUUGGGUGAGAUUGGCAGAUGACCAAAGCACAGAAGAGUUAUCGGAGGAUGAUUUAGAUUUACCCCGGCGUGUGGAGGAAAUAAUCACGGCUGGAGGAAUGCUGAAAGGAGGAAUUCGAAGACGCCGAAAAGCCGUUCUGUGCCAGCAAACUAAAAACUUACAAGAUAAUUACGACUAUUGGUUAGCUGUGCUUAGGAGAGAAGAAGAACAACAAGAAAAGAUACUGGAUACUUAAAUGGUUUCCAGUCGAGGGACCAGAGACUCCUGUACAUAGACUAGAAAGAGAGACCCGUAAGUGCGGGCGUUUCAGGACUCUCGCUUUGAGAAUGCAUGCAUCUGCGCCCCAAUGUGAACUACUACAAUUUGCGCGUGCAGGAACUCUUGCGAGACAAUCCAGAGCUUAAAUUUGUCGGACCUUUUUCCAAGCAACUCUUCAAUUCUUUCUGUGAUAUCCCACCUCUACGGAGACCCGAACCCCUUGACCUCUCCCAGAGGGGUGGACACCGCCACUGGACAAGUUUCCCUCUUCGUCUACGGGUUCUGAUCGUCCGAAGGGAAGCUGUGUACAAAGGUGGCCCAUUCUGCUACAUCUUCGCCCCCAAUCUCCUUUGAUCGAAAAACCUUCUUUCCCCUCUAUUUUCGUCGUCUGUUUAUAUGGCAGAGAACAGAGGCGACGCUCACAUAUAGCUUUUAAAUAAUAACGCAACCAGAGAAUCAAAAUAUCGUCUCCUUAAUCAAAUAAUAUUCUUCAGUUAUAGUAAACAAGUCUUUUUAAUUUGCUGUUAGUGGCUUCGGCACUGAUCCCUAAGCCUGGAAUAUUCUCAGAAAAAAUGUUAUGAUUAUGCAUUUUUAUUUCCAGUCAGCGCCAUCGUGAAAUUAUAUUACCGGGCGUAGAAACUAUUUGCUGGAUGUUUUUGUUGAUAGUAUCCGAGUUUCGGAAGUCAGUGUUUUGAGAUUAAAAAAACAUGCUAAAUAAUUUAGAAAUACACAUAAUUCAAAUGUUUCGUUUGAAUCAUGAUGCAAUUGACAGUUGUUAACCGGCAAAUUAUGCUUUUUUCUUCAAAUACUCCAUAGUGAAAACAAUUAUCUAGCGCCAUAAAACUAAAUGUUUCUGAAAAUCUGUGCCUAUAAAAGUAUUCAAUGUUUUGCUCAGAGGUUAAAAUUUUCCAGAGUAUGAAAUGAAAGAGCUCUUCGCCGUUUAGCACACACACAAUAUUAGAAAAAAGAAGUCCGUUAUCAACUUUAUAUCAGAGUCCAAGUUUUUACCCUUUGCUGUAUUUCGUUAGCUAUAUAUUUGAUUCAUUUAUUCCAUUCUUUGAGUUUUAAAUGACAAAAACUGCUAUUUUACUAUUCUUAAAUGACAAGCAAAUGUCUAUAUUAGUAUAAACGUUCAGAAAAAUUAAUUUAUAAUGCAUUUACCAGCUUCACAGAGUGUCUAAUUUUUGUUAGCUUAAUUACCCAUCGCAUAAAAACCUUUUAUAUUUAACUAAAAACUCUCGAAUUUACAAUUUAUUGCCAUAACUUUAUUCACUGAAUUUAUACGAAAUUUAAAAAAAAAUUACUAAAUCAAGUUUUUAAAAAACUUUUUGUAAAGGAAUAAAAUUGACACAAAAAUAAAUAAAAAUAUGCUGAAACUUCACCUUAAUUAAUCGUGACAUUCGAUCAGGUUCCGUAGAAUAAUCCUGAAACCCAUUUUUUUUAUACAUCCUAAAUAUUAAAUUGUGUAAAUAAAGUAGAAUCAAUCAAUUUUAAAUUCAGAAAUUUAUUUUUGUAAGUAAGAAUUAUAUUAUAAGUAAAAAGAAUUUUCUGAAUUAAGAUCAUUAUCUUCGGAUUUCCAAAACUAACAUUUGCUUCAACUUAUUUAGAUUUUUGAUUACUGUAAGAUAUAUAAUAAUGUUUUGAUUAAUAUAAAAUAUAAAAUAAUUUAUCGCAAAUAACAUUUGUUGACAGUAUUCUUUGUACAUAAAAAAGUGAAAUUCAAUGCAGAAUAAAAACAUUUUUUAUAUUGAAAAAUAUAAGCAAAGCAAAAUAGACUACUGUCAACUUCCGACUAAACAGGGUGACAUACGAAACACCGUUAACUCUAAUCACGUCAACCAAAUAGCGGCGAAAGAAACGUAAGAAACAGAAGUAACCCAUAUGGGACAUUAAUAGAAAAAUACGAGUAUUACCUGCAUUUUCAAGCAAUUUAAUCUGAAAAAUAUGUUCGCUAGUUUACGUAAAUUUUAUCAGUAUUCAAGUAAGUUAAACAAAGAGACCCCAUUGACAAUAACGAAGGAAUAAACAUCAUCAGGAAUGAAGAAAAUAAGCUACAAAUGGUAUGAAAUAUUGUUGCGUGCGUACGGGUUCGUUAUGAAAUGAAUGCACAAGUCCGAUGAAAAAUGAAAAAAAUUAUAUUAUCACAACAAAAAGCUUA
Molecule: messenger RNA, 5107 nt
Organism: Stegodyphus dumicola
Lineage: Eukaryota; Metazoa; Arthropoda; Arachnida; Araneae; Eresidae
Product: cGMP-inhibited 3',5'-cyclic phosphodiesterase 3A-like
Biological process (GO): signal transduction
Molecular function (GO): 3',5'-cyclic-nucleotide phosphodiesterase activity
Source: RefSeq, a predicted model, not a curated record